AUGAGCAUGGUCAAGACCAACAGAGAGCUGUACCUACAGAACUUGGCCACGGCCCCCAAGCUGCUGGCCCGCAUCUCUAAACUCCUCAUCACCUGCCGCAACGCGGGCAUUGCCAUCCCCAAGGGCAUCCGGAACAUCUUUGAGUUCACCUGGGAGGAGCUCAUCAGUGACCCCGCAGUGCCCACCCCAUCUGACAUCCAGGACCUGGUGGUCAGCUUUGGAGCCCCCUCAGUGGUGCUUGCAGAGGUGGUCCCGGUGCAGACCCCUGUCCAGAAGAAGCCGCCGCCGCCGCCCCCGCUGCCCACCGUGAGGACAGGGCCGCCCACAGCCACCAGGGCGGGCAAGCACUCUGCCCUCUUCCCCAUCCCUUCCCGCCAAGUGUCCCCUGGCCAGGAGACCCUGCGUAAGUUCCAGCGGCAGUCGAUCCACCUGCUCACGGAGCUGCUCUCCCUGAAGAUGAAGGCUAUGGUAGAGUCGGCCUCGGUAGGUGCCAAUCCCUUGGACAUCACCAGGCGCUUUGUGGAAGCCAGUCAUCUCCUCUAUCUCAAUGCCAAGGAGAUGGCCUUCAACUGUCUGAUCGGCACCUUCGAAAGAAACUGCUUUAGUGCGGGAUAUCUGGAGAAAGAGUCCCCCAUGAACAUCUCUGCCAUGGGAGUGAACUCACCAUAUCAGCUGGUCUACCAGUCUUCCACAGCCUGUCUGAGCUUUUCCCUCUCAAUGGGAAAGGAAACCAAGAAGAAAAUAGCUACAGGUAAGUCAAAGGCCAUAGAUGAUAACAUGUCCCCACUCCUACGAGGACUACGGACCCCUCCCGAGAGUCUCAUAGAGAUCAAUGACCCCUGUCCCGAGGCCCGGGAGAAGCUGCAGGAGAUGUGCCGCCACAUAGAAACUGAAAGAAUCUUGUGGGAAGGGAGGAACAUCUACUACCCCAUGAUCUUACGCAACUACAGGACAAAGAUAACCCCUCAUUCACCGAUAAUCUCCAAAAAGGAAUCUCAUGUGUCGAGUAGCCACCACAGUCACACUCUAGGAGCUCAGCUCUCUACUGUCCUCUCUCAGCAGUCUAGCCACCAUUCUCCUGGGAACCGCCUUUCUCAAGAGUGGAAGACAAGCAAGAAGCCCAUCAAGUUGCACUAUAGUUUCUAUGAUGGCUCCUCCUUUAUUUACUAUCCCUCUGGAAACAUUGCCAUCUUCCAGAUUCCCACAUGCUGCCGAGGGAGACCCAUCACCUGCCUCUUUAAUGACCUGCCUAGCUCCUCCUGCCUGGCCCUUUUCAAUGCUGAAGGCCAGGGCUGUGUUCACUACAACAUGAAAACCUGCUGUCCAUUCGUGUUGGUCUUGGAUGAGGAAGGUGGGACCGCAAAUGACCAAAAGGGCUACACCGUCCAUAAGUGGAGCUGGACUUCCAAGGUGGAAACUUUGCUCUCCCUAGAAUACAAGGUGAAUGAUCAAAUGAAGCUGACAGUGCAGGGGCAGGACUCCAUGACAGUCACCUUCACCUCCAUGAAUGAGACAGUGACACUCACUGUGUCGCCCCAAAACUGUCCCCACAGCACAGUGCAUGACAAACGGUCAAGUCAUAGAACCAUCAACAUGGAUGAUAAGAUGGCAAAGAUAAACCGAGCCCUGGCUGAAAUCAAGAAGCGUUUUCAGAAGACAGUGACUCAGUUCAUGAACUCCGUGCUGCUGGCAGCAGGUCUGUUCACCAUACAGUAUCCCGCCAUAAAGGAAGAGGUAGAACUCAGCCGGAUCAAGCUGAAAUCUGGAACUUAUCUUGACCGGUUCCGUAAGUCAAGUCUAUACCUAGGAGAAAUGACUGCACGAUCCCAGUCAGCCAGACUAGAUUCUUUAACUGAAGAUAUGUUGAAAGAGGAGACUGUAUCCAUACCUGCGAGUCCCAUCCGGAAGAAGAGCAUCAAAGUCCAGCCCAAAGCCACGGCCACCCCCAGAGUGACGGCCAAAGAGGAGCACUGCCCAACCAGGUGGGCAGCCUCACCCUAUGACUGCCCCCUGGUGCUGCGGAAGCUCAUAAGCAAAGAAGACAUCCGGCCUGGCUGCAAGUGUGUUGUGAAGGCGCCCCUGGUGUCUGAUGUGGAGCUGGAGCGCUUCUUGUCGGCACCCCGAGACCCCAACCAAGUGCUGGUAUUUGGGAUAAUCUCGAGCCAGGAUCCCAGAAGCACAGUGCAGCAGCAAUGGAUGCUCGACUUACUGUACAGCCAUCAACAGCACGGCCGUGGCUCUCCCUGCAUCCAGUGCCGGCAUGACCCCUACCGCCUGCUGCGGUAUGACCUGGACAGCCCCCUGCAGAAGGAUCCACCUCUGAUGGUGAAGAAGUUUGCUGUGGUGCAAGGGAUGAUUCUGAUGUUUGCUGCGGGGAGGCUCCUCUUUGGGGGCUGUGUUCUGAAUGGCUAUGGCUUCAGCAAGCAGAAUCUACUGAAACAGAUUUUCCGGGCUCGACAGGAUUGCAAGAUGGGCUACUUCCUGCCAGACAACUACAAAUUCAAUGUCUUAACUUCCCUCACGAGCCCGGAGGAUUCUGACUCGGCCAAGAGAACCGUUUCUGAAGACCUGGAAGAAAGCAUCAUCUCCUCGAUAGCGCAGGGGGACAAGGUGGAAAAGUUCCCUUCUCCGGUGCCUGAAAAGGUGAAGCAGCCGGAAGCGGAACCGAGUCCUUCGAACAAGAUAAGGAAGAACAGCAAGAAGAACACCAACAAGAAAACGGAUGUCAAGAACUGA
Molecule: messenger RNA, 2736 nt
Organism: Jaculus jaculus (lesser Egyptian jerboa)
Lineage: Eukaryota; Metazoa; Chordata; Mammalia; Rodentia; Dipodidae
Gene: Fam194c
Product: chromosome 14 C3orf20 homolog
Exons: 15
Coding region: 1-2736 (911 amino acids)
Source: RefSeq, a predicted model, not a curated record